UUUGCGACGUCAGACAGAGUUUCCGGUUUGUUUUUCCAGUUGAAAUAUUUCCUUGUUUAGAGGAGUAGUGUCUGUUUAUUGUUUCUUUAUAAUUUUUUCUAUUUUUUAUUCAUUGUCAGAAGUUUCCUGUGAAAAAAUGAACCGGCUUUUUGGACGGGGAAAACCGAAAGGUCCUCCACCGAAUCUGACGGACUGUAUCGGGAACGUGGAUGGAAGAGCAGAGUCUAUUGAUAAGAAGAUUUCCAGACUUGACACAGAGCUUGUUAAGUAUAAGGAUCAAAUGAAGAAAAUGAGGGAGGGGCCUUCAAAAAACAUGGUUAAACAGAAAGCUUUGAGGGUCCUGAAGCAAAAAAGAAUGUACGAGCAGCAGAGAGACAACUUAACGCAGCAGUCAUUCAACAUGGAACAGGCCAACUAUACAAUCCAGUCUCUUAAGGACACAAAGACAACAGUGGAUGCUAUGAAAAUUGGUGCCAAGGAAAUGAAGAAAGCUUACAAGCAAGUGAAGAUUGAUCAAAUUGAGGAUCUGCAAGACCAGCUUGAAGACAUGAUGGAGGACGCAAAUGAAGUCCAGGAGGCCCUGAGCCGCAGUUACGGAACACCAGAAAUCGAUGAGGAUGAUCUGGAAGCAGAACUGGAUGCCCUGGGCGAUGAGUUGUUACUCGAUGAGGACACUUCAUACUUGGACGAUGCAUCAUCUGUACCUGCCAUUCCUGAGGGGGUUCCCAGCGACACAAAAACAAACAGGGAGGGUGUCCUGGUGGAUGAGUUUGGCCUACCACAGAUCCCUGCCACAUAAGAGGCAAAGACUAACUGAAAUGUAAAAAUCCUGAACACUCUUUUAUAUGUAAAAUAUCAUUUAUAGCUUUUAUAUUUCCUUCUAAAAAAAUCUUUACUGAAACCUGUUGGCAAGAUCCUUGUCACUACACGGGAAUGUAGGUUUAAACUAUUCAUUGAUAUAAAGUUUUUUUAGUUUUAAUUAAGCAAAAGGUUAUUUCUAACUUCUUACUUCAUGCUUGGUGCAUUUACUGCUGCGCAUAGAUACUUGUCUAAUGGAUAAUAUAAAAUGCUUGGUGGUCGUUGCUCAUCCUUACUGCAAUUGUAGACUUUUUUUGAUUUGUAACAUUUCUUGGUAAGUGGCUGCUUACAUUCUGUAAGAUAAACCUAAGUAACUCAUUUAAUAAAAAUAUAAAUUGUA
Messenger RNA from Acipenser ruthenus (sterlet), 1198 nucleotides. Its product is annotated as charged multivesicular body protein 5-like. Gene Ontology annotation, cellular component: multivesicular body. The transcript is spliced from 8 exons. The record is from RefSeq and is a predicted model, not a curated record. Gene Ontology annotation, biological process: vesicle budding from membrane; late endosome to vacuole transport via multivesicular body sorting pathway. NCBI's taxonomy places the organism in Eukaryota, Metazoa, Chordata, Actinopteri, Acipenseriformes, Acipenseridae. Bases 137 to 799 code for a protein of 220 amino acids.